AUGGCAGCGGGGGGCGCGCGGGGCCGGGGGCGCACGGGCGCGGGGCGCGGGGCGCGGGGGGCGCUGCCUCGCCCGCAGUUUCCUCUUUCGCUCUCGCCGCCCGCCCUGCCCGGCUCCGCCGUGGGCUCGGCUCGGGCACAGACUUCCUGCCGCCGCCGCCAGCCUCACUUUCUGCUACUUUGUGGGCCUCCCUCGCCGCGCUCCGCCGCCCGCCCGCGUCCUCCCCCCUCCCCCUCCUCCCCCUCCUCCCCCUCCGCCCGCGGGCUCCCCGCCCUCCCCCGCCCGCGCGCCGCCGCCCUCGGGGAUGUCCUGCCGCCCGGGCCGCGGGGCCACCGCGCGGGGCCACCGGGCCACGCUCCCGGCCGCCGCCACGCGCGCGCGCGCCCCGAGCCGCGGCCGAGGCAGAGUAUUUCGGACAGGCACGGACAGGGAGGCCUCGAGUCAAGGCCUUCCAGCCAGAUGCAGGAGCCACGGGCCACAGGGCCUCUGCACAAGCCGCUCCUGGAAUGGGGAACUUGGGUGCAAGUGAAGGCUAGACCUGGACCCCGGCAUCUCUCUCCCCUCUCCGCCGUGACCCCAGGCCUCCCACGCAAAGCCAGUGUGGCAUCCCUCUCCAGACGGGACGAGGGAAUCCGCGUCCACGACACAUCCAUCACGCGCGUCUCUCCGAGACACUACUCCGUUCCCUAG
This is a messenger RNA of Sorex araneus (European shrew), 690 nucleotides long. Its product is annotated as translation initiation factor IF-2-like. Lineage: Eukaryota; Metazoa; Chordata; Mammalia; Eulipotyphla; Soricidae. The record is from RefSeq and is a predicted model, not a curated record. The transcript is spliced from 3 exons. The coding region runs from base 1 to 690 and encodes 229 amino acids.